AUGUUCGAGGACAUUAUUAAAAGCGGUGACGAAGGUCUCUAUUCACAGCAACUCCGCAACAACGCCUUCCAGGGCAAGGUAACCACGCUCGAUCUCUGGACUGUCCACUAUGGCUCGGCUAGCAUUUCUCAUGACGCCGAUACCCCAUUGACCAGCGCCAUCACUUCGUCUCUGAAGAUCACUGACCCUCCCGGAUCUGGUGGCUUCACUGGCGUCGCGAACCCUGGGUACCGCGGUAUCAUCGUCGACGGCAGCUACUACAACAGCACUUUCUGGCUCCGUGGCGAGUUCCAGGGCGAUGUCAAGAUCCGACUCCUAGGUAAUGAGACUGACGUCGAAUACGGCUGGGCCAUCGUCCCUGUGGACUCCAAGGCCGAUUCCUGGACCCGGUACGAGGCUGGUUUCUGGACCACAGCCGCACCCGAGGGGGAUAACGUUUGGGUUUUCGAAAUCUUAGCCGAGACUCUGACCAGCGGAUCCAUCAACCUCGGUUACCCAACUUUGUUCCCUCCCACGUUCAAGGGAAGACAGAAUGGCUUGACUGUGGAUCUGUCAGAAGCUCUUGUCGAUCUCAGCCCCCAGUUCCUGCGGUUCCCAGGUGGAAACAAUUUAGAGGGAGCCGGCCCGGAAGACCGGUGGAAGUGGAACGAGACACUCGGUGCUCUGGAAUCCCGGCCAGGUCGUUGGGGUACUUGGGGAUAUGUCAACACUGACAGUCUUGGUAUCAUGGAGUACUUCCACUGGUGCGAAGACAUGUCUAUGGAGCCUAUCUUGGAUGUUUGGCCUGGUCUUGGACUUGCAGGUCUCCCGCCAUUGGUGGGAGCAGACCUUCAACCAUAUGUUGAGGACGCGAUUCGCGAGAUAGAAUUCGUCAUCGGCGACAUCAACACUUCUGGAGGCGCGCUCCGCGCUUCUCUUGGGCAUCCGGAGCCUUACCAACUGAAAUUCGUCGAGAUUGGAAACGAAGACAACCUCGCUGGUGGCUGCGAGUCUUACAAGCAACGAUUCGGCGCAUGGCUCGACUUCCAUGACUACAACGUCCCGGAGAACUACAUCAAUACAUUCGACUUUUACGACGACUGGGACCGCGCUCAUCCCGUUUUCAUCGGCGAGUACGCCAGGUGGGGCGUCAAGUGGUCUGAUAUGAGAGGUGCUUGUUCUGAGGCGGUCUACAUGAUGGGAUGGGAGCGCAACGCGGACGUGAUCAAGUUGGCUGCCUAUGCGCCCACGCUGCAGAACUACGAUCCCGUCAACGGCCAAUGGACCCCCAACCUCAUUCCAUUCACCAACAAGCCUGAUGGCAUCGUCUACACGCCAUCGUACCAUGUUAAGAAGAUGUUCGCCACUAAUCAUGACGAAGUUGUUGUCCCUGUCAAAGCUGACGUGGAGGUCAACCCAGUUUGGUGGGCUGCGGGCAAGAAGGCAGAUGGACAAGUCAUUGUGAAACUUGCCAACUACGCUUCCAAUUCGACUGAGAUUCGCAUCCAGGUCCCUGGUAAGGCGGGCUUGGAGGCUUCUUUCACUUCCAUCACUGCCGGCCCAAACGACGCCAACUCCGUCGAAAACCCUGAUGUCAUUGCUCCACCCGCUGUACUCAAUAUCUCUGGAGAUGACGAAGAAGUUUUCACUGUUGAACUGGGUCAGUUUGGCGUUGGAGUUCUGGUGGUAUAG
This is a messenger RNA of Colletotrichum aenigma, 1671 nucleotides long. RefSeq names its product Alpha-L-arabinofuranosidase A (gene abfA-1). The transcript has 8 exons. The record is from RefSeq and is a predicted model, not a curated record. NCBI's taxonomy places the organism in Eukaryota, Fungi, Ascomycota, Sordariomycetes, Glomerellales, Glomerellaceae. Bases 1 to 1671 code for a protein of 556 amino acids. Gene Ontology annotation, molecular function: alpha-L-arabinofuranosidase activity. Gene Ontology annotation, biological process: L-arabinose metabolic process.